Molecule: messenger RNA, 1536 nt
Organism: Dermatophagoides pteronyssinus (European house dust mite)
Lineage: Eukaryota; Metazoa; Arthropoda; Arachnida; Sarcoptiformes; Pyroglyphidae
Product: eukaryotic initiation factor 4A-like
Source: RefSeq, a predicted model, not a curated record
AUGACUGAAAAUGAUUCAGACUUGAACAAGCAAAUGAUUCUCAAAUAUUCUUCUAAGAAAUUAGAUUUAGAUUCAGCUACGAAAAAUACUAUAAACCGAAACAAAGAAUUGGUUGUUUUCACAAGAUAUGCCAAUUGGCUUACUACAAAAGAGUUUUCAUUCAUUGUAAAUUUAAUAGCUACGAAAAAUAAUAUAGAUACAAAGAAUGAAAAUGCUAUGAAACGCUUUGAAAAACAGCAUUUCCCAUAUGGUAAACGAUUUAAUUCAAUUUCGAACAUCAAUUCAAAAGGCUAUUUUGCUGUUACAAUUUAUCAUACCCCUUACAUUAUUGUGAUGCAUCACAAAGAAAAGUCUGAAAAUGCUUACAUUCUCAGUUUACAAGGGUCAUGGGAUGACUAUAGUCAUUAUUCCAUUGUCGCUGGUAACAUUAAAAGACUUGGCUGGACAGAACCCACGUUGAUCCAGCGAGUUCUUAUAAAUGUCAUUACUCAGGGUCAUAAUAUCAUUGGGCUGGCACAAACAGGAAGUGGAAAAACUGCUGCUUAUCUCAUUCCAAUUAUAGUUAAGCUAGUGGAGGCGAACAGAGUGCAAGACAAAGAACGAAACCCUUCAGUUUUGGUUUUGUCCCCUAUCAGGGAGCUUUCGCAGCAAAUCGUCGAACACUUUGAAAAAUUGUCUCCCAAUAAAACUCUAGUUGCGUUGGCCAUCAUAGGAGGAAAAAACAUCAGCGAACAGUUUUGCAAUAUGCUGCAAGGAGUGGAUCUAAUAUCGGCCACACCAGGACGACUUCUAGAUUUUUUGUCUCGAUCAUACAUUACGUUUUCAGCUUGUGAUACCAUAGUAAUUGAUGAAGCUGACGAGAUGCUUAAUUUGAACUUCUUCGAUGACAUAGACAAAAUCUUUGCUUCUGUCAAUGAAGACUCGCAGAUCAUUAUGAUUAGUGCGACCUUCGCCGAUAAACUACUUAAUUUGGCUACGUCCUAUUUUAAAAAACCGAUUAUUUUUCAGAUCACAGCUGACAACACCGGCAAAACCAAAAUUCAAGAAAAGUUUAUUCAGGUCAGUACUAACGAGAAAUACUAUGCGUUGCAAGACAUAUUAAAAAAUGAAAUUAAAAAAACUUUACUUUUUGUCAAUAAAAAGCAUAUCGCUUCCAAGCUUUCAGCCAGUUUGUCAAAUAACUUCGGUUUUGUGCUUUGCAUCCACGGGGGCAAACCACAGGAAGUGCGAGAGUCUAUUCUAAGCUCGUUUAAAAAUUCGCAAAAUUCCAUAUUAAUCACAACUGACGUCAUGGGCAGAGGUAUUGACAUUGUAGAUAUUGACAUCGUUAUUAAUUAUGAACUACCGCCCACAUUCGAAAUAUACUUGCACCGUAUCGGGCGCACCGGGCGCGCCGGCAGAAGCGGAACAGCUAUUACUUUUUAUGACCCUGUCGUUGAUCACGAGGAGUUGCCAAAAUUUAAAGAACGCAUCAAAAAAUUCGACAGUUUGCAUACUCAAACCAAUAAUUUCAGCAAUGAUUUAAUUUUGGAAUAA